Messenger RNA from Pocillopora meandrina, 3574 nucleotides. Lineage: Eukaryota; Metazoa; Cnidaria; Anthozoa; Scleractinia; Pocilloporidae. The record is from the annotation of a GenBank genome assembly.
GCGUCUGAAGGUUUGUUGUUCUCUACAAGUUCAUCCUACAUAGCCGUGGUUGCUAUUGAUUUUGGGACCACAUACAGUGGUUUUGCUUUUGCUUUCAACCACAAGAAGGGAGAAGGAGGCAUUCAUAUGAACAGAGCCUGGGGACAUGACCAGGGAACUGCUACCCUUAAAACACCUACCUCUCUGCUUCUUCACCCUGAUGGUAGCUUUGAUUCAUUCGGAUACGAAGCGGAAGAAAAGUACGCCAACUUCUUUAAUGGUGAAGAUCGAGAUUAUCUUUACUUCAAACAUUUCAAAAUGGCACUACACAAGUCAGAGGUACAGUUCAUUUAUUCGUCUUUUUUUUUCUUCCUUUUUUCUUUUUUGCCACGCCUGAAGCGAAAUUUCCAUAGACGGACUGUCUAUCACUAACUCUAAUCUUGAAAUCAACUCGAAACACCUAUAAAACUAAUUCAUAACGAAUAGUCAUAGGAGGAAGUAAAAGGUUAAAUUACUGCUGAUUGUCUCGACAAACACCGUAAAAAGAACAAGCAUGGGAGUAUGCGGUUGCUGAAGAGGAACCCUAGCGAUUAAAGCCGAGAGAAAAAAUUGAAAGCAAUUACUGAAAACAAUAACACUUCAUUGCAAAAUGGUCAUAACAAACCAAGUUAACAGUGCUCAUGAUUUCAUCAGAUCUGUAAUCUUUACAUAACAUCUACAUCUGAGUUUGAUAAGAAAAAACAGAUCACGAGAUUUUUUAAUUCAUAUUAAAUGAUAAUUGCAUGAAAAACUAAAAGGGUCUCUCAGGGUCCUCAAAACUAAACUAGAUAGUACGCAUCGUUUUGGGUUUUGUAUAAGUUCUCCGCUGAAGUUAAUUCGCAUCAAAAGUAUUAGACAUAAUCUUUGUAAAUUUGUCUUCUCCUAUUACAGACAUACAAAGCUGACAGCUCGAAAUGGAAAAAAAAUUGAUGCUUUGGUUGUUUUUGCCCACUCAUUGAGGUAUCUCAAAGAUCGAGCUAUCGAAAUCAUUCGCGAGAGAACUGGAGACGAAAAGUAUAAUGAAAAGGACAUUCGGUGGGUCAUAACAGUGCCUGCCAUUUGGAGACCCGCUGCCAAGCAAUUCAUGAGAGAAGCUGCAUGUAAGGUAAUUGUAGAGAAGUUAAAUUUGUUUGUCCCCACCCCCUUACGAUGAGUUAAGAGGUGAAAAUGAAAUAAGGAAAGGAAAUACAGGACGAGCUAGAAUACAGGUUACUCUGAUGCUGUCAGUUACUAAAAAAGAAUGUGUUAUCACAAAUGUGAAAGUUUUGUUUUUUUCUCCUCGGAGGUGUUCGCAGAAAGCGAGAAAUUUAAGUUUGAGAUUAUCAAUGUUGUUUAAACGAAACUUUUUUGUCUCCAAUAACUGACUUUUUUUUGCUUCUACUUUGGAAGGCGGAGAUGAUAUCAAAUAAGAACCCUGAACAGCUGCUUAUUUCCUUGGAACCAGAAGCAGCCUCUAUACACUGCAGAGAAAUGAAGAUGAGAGAAUUCGCCAAUGAGAAAGGAGAUGCCACUGUGUCAGACGUCUUUGCUCGACCUGGGUCAAAAUACCUUGUUAUUGAUAUCGGAGGUAAGACUGAACUUUUAGAAAAAUGGACCGUUUUGACCAUGUCACGCUACAAAGUAUCAAAACCUUUUCUUAUUUUUUAAUUUGGAAACAGUAAUGUCUCCUCUAAAUCAUUUAAAAGCUUCCGUGUGUUUAUGAAGACGCAAGGUUUUUUUUUAAUAUGAGGCAAAUUUGUAAUGGUAAUUGAACUAUGUGGAGUGGUGGGACAUCGUCGUAACUCGUUUGAUACUGACCAAAGCAAAUAGGCUAAUAGCUUGUGAUGAUAACCUUUCUCAAACGGAGUCAAACAAAAACGACGCUGAAAUUUCAAAAAAUUUGAAAAAUUCGUCGGCUAGGAACGGAUCAUUUUAUAGCCAAUAAUCUAGAAGGCUGUUGAAUUCGCAGGUAAGCGACAAUGUUAAUGACACAAGGUUUUAACUAUCAAAAAUAGAAACAAGCAAGCAGCCAUGGACAGUUGUUUUAGCUUUAACGGGCUUCAUUAGCUUCAAGCUUUAUCAGCACUAAUAUACUAAAUGAGAUCGAUCGAGCUCGUAAUGCGUUUUAUGUUUGACUCGUAUGAAUGCAAGGGCUGAAGCUGUAAAUUAAUUGGUGUUACAUCUGUUACUCCUUGAUAAAGGCGGGACUCUUGACGUCACAGCUCAUGAAAUCUUAAUGAAUGGAAACAUUAAAGAAAUCCAUCAGGUGACAGGAGGACCUUAUGGUGGAACCAAAGUUGACGAGGAGUUCAUGUCCCUACUUGAGAGGUUUUUUGGAACUUAUCAGGUGAAAAUCUUCCGUGAAAACCACCCAGCAGAAUGGCUGGAGAUGAUGAAUGAAUUUGAGAUGAAGAAGCGAGGGCGCCGAGCUUACGAGGGUGAAACAACCAGAAUUCGCCUUCCUCGCACCUUUACUGCACUGGUUUCAGAGCACGGUGGGCCUGAUCUGGCGAGACGAUUUUCAAGUUCUUGUACAACUGAUGAUGUCCAAUUCGUGAGAAAUGAAUACUUCUGUAUAGGACCAGCGGCCAUGAAAAAGUUGUUUGAACCGGUUCUGAAAGGAAUAGUGAAACACCUGAACAACCUCCUUAAGCAUCGUGAGCUCCGUGGGCUGCAAUUUUUCUUUCUUGUUGGAGGUUUCGCCGAGUCAGCGAUACUUCAGGAUGCAAUAAAGAAAAACUUUCAGCGGAGGUAAGGUAAAUUUAACGUAAACGUGUGAAUAGGUUGAAGUUUGGGACAGAAGAAUCCUAAGUUAGGUCGCAUUAUCUGAACCAAACGCACUGAGAUGUGUUUCGACGUUCGAAGAUUUUCGGAACGAAGGGUCGUAGUCAAAGUAUGCAGUUGCAAGUUAUCCUAAGAUUCAUCAAAUCAAAAGGGCAGUUUUGCAAUCAAAAGGUAUAAGAAGCAUGCCUAAAGAACAAUUGACCUCCCAUGUAAACAUGACAUGUAAAAUGACUGUCAUCUUUGAUAUUUUUUCUCUAAUCACAGAUGCAGAAUUUUAGUUCCAAGCAACGCUAGCAUUGCAGUUGUUCAAGGUGCAGUUAUGUUUGGCCAAACACCUGACAUUGUCGACUCUAGAAUAAUGUCUACGACUUACGGCUUCGAUACGUACCGCCCGUUUAACCCCAGUCUUCACCCAAUUGACAAGCAGCGCUUUGUUGACGGCGUAGCCUACUGUAAAGAUUGCUUUGUGGUUCUUGUUAAAGAGAAUGACAUUGUGAGGACAGGUGAAAAGAAAGUCUUCGCUGAUUACAGCCCAUUGGAAGGAAGUCAAACAGCAGUUAGGUUCAGUUUUUUCACCUCCACCAAUCCUGACGCCAAAUACUCAACAGACGCUUCAGUUAGCAAGUCCAUAGGGGAGGUUGUCGUCAAAUCACCUGACGUUACAAAAGGAACCAGCCGAAUGAUUGACCUGGCGAUAGAGUUUGGCGGAACUGAGAUUAAAGCCACUGCAAUAGACAAGAGCAGUGGGAACACUGCCACGGUAUAUCUUGACUUCCUGUGCAAUAAGGAUUAA